CGCAUGCUACGGUUCGGGGCACGCCAUCUUCUCACUGACCGCCGCGCCUAUAAGAUCCGCUUACACACCGCACGGUCGUAUCUCUAUCUUCAGCACCAUCCUCUGAGUUCUAGUCCAACGUUGCGCGCGAUGUCGACCCAAACGAUCGCCGUUCUCGACGAGUCCGAGCUUAAGGAUGGGCAAUUGAAGGAAGUCCCGUUCGGCGAAGGCAAGGUGUUGCUGUCGAGGCUGGGCGACACCGUGCACGCAACGUCCGCGUUCUGCACGCACUACGGCGCCCCGCUCGCUAAAGGUGUUCUUACCGCCGAUGGACGCGUAGUAUGUCCAUGGCACGGAGCGUGCUUCAAUGUAUGCACUGGGGACAUUGAGGACGCACCCGCACCUACCGCCCUCCACUCGUUCAAGGCCACUAUCAAAGAUGGCAAGAUCCACGUAUCCGCCGACCCCAGCAAGACCAAGAAGGAGAACAUGUCGCGACCGCCCAAAUUGCUCGCCUCCGGCGCAGAAACAUCAGAGAACCCUGUGGUCAUCGUCGGUGGAGGAAGCGGUGCCUUCCACGCCGUCGAAAGCUUGCGCGAGCACGGCUUCAAGGGUCCUAUCACUAUCCUCAGCAAGGAGACUUACGCGCCCAUCGACCGGACUAAGCUCUCCAAAGCCCUCGUCACCGACCCAUCCAAGCUCGAAUGGCGCAGCGCUGCGGACCUCAAGAUCAAGUACGGAACGAUUCUCAGGACCGGCGUCGAGGUCACUUCGGUCGACUUUGCGAAAAAGAGCGUCGUCAUCGGAAACGGACAAGAGAGCGUGAGCUAUGGCACGUUGAUCCUUGCCUCGGGAGGAACGUCCCGUCGGUUGCCCAUCGAGGGCAAGGACUUCUCAAACGUGUUCACCCUCCGGGGGAUCAACGACGCCAAGCAGAUCGAUGCAGCUGCCCAGGAGGGUAAGCGCCUCGUCGUGAUCGGUAGCUCGUUCAUCAGUAUGGAGCUCGUCGUCGCGGUGUCGAAGCGCAAGCUGGCGUCCAUCGAUGUUAUCGGCAUGGAGGAGUACCCCUUCGAGGCGGUCCUCGGCAAAGAAAUCGGCAAGGGGCUGAAGCAGUUCCACGAGUCGCAAGGCGUCAAGUUCCACAUGCAGGUCAAGGUCGAAAAGAUCGUGCCCGCUUCGGACGACCCGUCGAAGGCCGGAGGCGUUGUCGUCAACGGCCAGAUCCUCCCCGCAGACCUCGUCGUGAUGGGCGUCGGAGUGGCGCCCGCGACCGAGUACCUGAAGGCCUCCGGCCUGCCGCUCGAGCGCGACGGCUCCGUCGCCGUCGACGAGUUCCUCCGCGUGAAGGGCCAGCAGGACGUGUUCGCGAUCGGCGACAUCGCGACCUACCCGCAGAUCAAGACGGGCGAGAGCCGGCGGAUCGAGCACUGGAACGUGGCCGGCAACCACGGUCGCGCGGUGGGCAAGACGAUCGCGAUGCCCGGCGAGAAGCAGCCGUUCGUGAAGAUCCCCGUGUUCUGGAGCGCCCAGGGCCAGCAACUGCGGUACUGUGGCGUCGGCGCAGGGUUCGAGGACGUGAUCAUCAAGGGCGACCCGGGCGAGAUGAAGUUCAUCGCGUACUACGUGAAGGACAACACCAUCGUCGCGGUCGCGACGAUGCAGAACGAUCCGGUCGUGAGCAAGGCGUCCGAGUUGCUCCGGCUCGGUUUGAUGCCCUCGCCGCAGGAGGUGAAGGAUGGCAAGGACCUGCUGUCCAUCGACAUUUCCAGUGUCGCGGUCAAGGAGAAGGUGGCAAAUACUGUGGCUUAGAAGGAGGCUCGGUUCCGAUGUGUAUAAUAGACGCAAGCGCGCCGCGAUGUAACAACAAAGCAGAAUUCACUGUCAAUCUGUAUUCACAGCCAUUCGUCUCCAACCCUUCCUCCCAAGACGUGUACUUUUCAACAGUUUGAGCGCGUACAGUAAGAAUAUGUUCAGGACAGAGCACGUAAACAGGCGAUAUCGACAACAAAGCGACCCUUCUACCCCAACAAGCUCCUAACGUAUUUCAUCAGGUCCCUGCUCCCCCGUUUCUUCACGUCGGCGAUCAUCGCGUUCACCGCGUCCACUUCCUCCUCUACCUCUUCCUGCCCUUCGUUCUGCCCCUCUU
Messenger RNA from Punctularia strigosozonata HHB-11173 SS5, 2125 nucleotides. RefSeq lists its product as uncharacterized. The record is from RefSeq and is a predicted model, not a curated record. Gene Ontology annotation, molecular function: 2 iron, 2 sulfur cluster binding; flavin adenine dinucleotide binding; oxidoreductase activity, acting on NAD(P)H. The coding region runs from base 130 to 1788 and encodes 552 amino acids. Gene Ontology annotation, cellular component: cytoplasm. NCBI's taxonomy places the organism in Eukaryota, Fungi, Basidiomycota, Agaricomycetes, Corticiales, Punctulariaceae. The transcript has 14 exons.